AUGCAUUCAUUAGACGCGCCGAGUGGUGUCGUACACGAGGACACAUUCAAAACAAUUUAUGCCCGAUUCUUCCCCAAAGGCGCUGACACUAACCAAUACGCUCACUAUGUGUUUAAUACAUUUGACCCUGAUAAAACCGGAUCCAUCACCUUCACUGACUUUGUGAUAGGACUGUCAGUAUUGGCCAGGGGUUCAAUUCAGGACAAACUUCGCUGGACUUUCAGUCUCUAUGAUAUCAAUAACGACGGAAUGAUCACUAAAGACGAGAUCUCGCAUAUUGUGGCCGCGAUUUAUGAUUUGAUGGGAAAGUCAGUCGAGCCUAUGAUCGAAGAAAACACGUCCAGAGAUCACGUCGAGAGAGUUUUUCAAAAACUGGACCUCAAUAACGAUGGAUUUGUAACAGUCGAUCAAUUCCUUGAUUCUUGUCUUAAAGACGAGACGAUAACGCGUUCACUCGAAGUAUUCAAUACAAUGCUGUGAUUAAUAGAAGACACCAAUAGUUAAAUGGAUUUCGAGCUCCAGUUCUGUGAGGCAUCACAUCAUUAUAUUGUAGACCAAAAAACCACUAUAUGUUUACAUCGAGAGAUGAAUGUUUGAUAUUUAACUAAAAUAUAUAUUAAGUUUUGCUCACAGAAUAUAUAUAUUGUAUAAUGUUUUUUGAAAACGACUGAUCCGUUGAACAAAUAAUAUAUAAAUGAAUUAAUCUUUUUUAUAUAAUGAAUGAUAUAUUGAUUGAUAAAACGGCUGACGGAUUGAAUGCAAAAAACUGGAGUCAUAUAUAUUUUAAAGAAAAAAACGAAAACAUAUUAUAUAAUGAUAAAUGACAUCAACUGAUCAUUUGAUUGAACCAAACAAUGCCAUUAAAUAAUUGUUUGUGAAUUUAUGCAACAUAUAUAAUACGAUAAGACAAUCCAAAUCCGUGUCAUUUUGGGUACAGAAUCGAUGAUUCGGACCAUUGAAUACAUGAUAAAACAGUCGCUUUUUGUCAUGAAUACUGGCAUUCCUUCCGGACCACAGAAUCACUCAAGAAUUAGCUCUCGAUAUCUCUAUUGAUAACCGAUGGGAGAAAUAAAGCGAUUAAAUCUAUCGAUUUAAUGGAUUUUUAAUUAUAUAAAAUCAUAUUUCAAAUAAAAAUUAAUCUAAUAUUUAAUUCAAUUAUAACAACAAAUAUAUUUGAAUUCUUCUAUUGUAAAGC
Molecule: messenger RNA, 1195 nt
Organism: Medioppia subpectinata
Lineage: Eukaryota; Metazoa; Arthropoda; Arachnida; Sarcoptiformes; Oppiidae
Source: the annotation of a GenBank genome assembly